GCUUAUUGCUAAAUUUUGCACACCCAAGCCAAGUCAAUUUUUUCGUUUAUCCUUCGUAAACAAUGUAAGUUCGGAAAAAGUUCUUCUUCAAAGCAUUUAACAAUGGAUGCCUUAUUUUGCUAUCAUCUAGUACUUAUGCUCGUGGCGACUGUAGCAUUUAUAUUCUUAUGGAUUGGAUUCGCGACCCCGGGCUGGCUAGUUGUUACUUUCCAGGAGUCAGAGUUCAAGAAUGAAUACACUGUGUCAUCACUGAACAGGUCAUUAUUUUACGACAUUCUGUGUCCUCAAGAGCUGAAGGACUGUAAGACAUGCCGAGCUGGCGAAAAAUCGCAAGAAUGUGUUCAAGAUAUGGCGUAUGUUCAAUACACAUCACAUUAUACCUGGAUCGAUGUAUUAACGGCGAACACGGAGGAAUGGGUUGCUUGGCGUGUCAUCAUGGUGUUCGUGAUUUUCCUGUGUACCGUGGGCUUCGUACUCGUGCUGUGCCUCGUGUGUUGUAUACUGAAAACCUUUGUUUACAGGGCCAUAGCAACAACAGGGUUCAUUUUAUGGAUCGUUGGAGGACUGUUGACGUGGAUUCCUAUUGGAAUGGUUGCCCACAUGCACCUGGAGAUAGAGGAUACCGUAAAUGAUGAUCUGUUCCACGACUCGACCCUACACACUCCCUACUCCGUGGUCCUUGUUGCGCUCGGUGCCUUCCUCGCGAUAAUCACCGCACUUAUGUUGCUGUGUAUCACAGGUAUCUGUGGCGGGCGGAGAGAGAAGAUGUCGGACACACGGACGGACGAGUCUUCGAAAAUACCGACAGUUGUCACACGUGACCAGCGUUAUUACGGGCCACACCCGUACUACCCACCAGAAAGACAGUUGUAUUACUACAGAGAACAACCGAAAUAUUACCCAUCAAGAGUAGAGAGGUACAAUGAGAUGCCAGUGGACGAUUAUGCUUACAACGGUGGUCAGGCUGCAUGGGGACCGAACCCAUGGUACGACAACCGAGUCUUCUAGAGCUCCUCCAUAGAGCCGAAUGUGUUCAUUUCCUUGUGGCAUAUGAACUCUUUGUUUUUCGCGCUUUUCUAUAUAUACUAGUGUACCUGCUUCAAAAAUAUCAACUAUUUGCUCAUGUAAACUGUUUAGUUACAGUUUUUAUUAUAUGACUUUUUAUAAAACUAACCGGUUUAUAGUUGCGCUAUUGGACGGAUGGUCUAAAUAUCAGCACUUACUUAUACUGGGUUAAAGUCAAAACUUGACGAAAUAACUAUGAAAAAAUAGUUCUAAAGUCAUGUACUAAAUCACUUAUUGAAUGGCUUACUGGUCAGUAGUUAAGACAAUAUUGUUCAUACAGCUGUGGGAUUUUUCGGUUUAUAUUGAACCAGUUUUAUGUGUCGUUGAAAAAGCCUGCAGUUUCUGUAACACUAAAGUUUUUACUUGCUUUCGCAAAUUUGAUUCGACUGUAAUUUCAUCCUUACACGACGCAUACACCAGUUCAUUUCAAAUAUUAAUAAAAGUAGGGUAAUAUGAGUCGUAAAGAGCUUUACGUGAUGAAUUCAUUAAAAACACCAGACUGAGUCCUUCAUUUGAGCCGUGCCAUGAGAAAACCAACAUAGUGGCUUUGCGACCAGCAUGGAUCCAGACCAGCCUGCGCAUCCGCGCAGUCUGGUCAGGAUCCAUGCUGUUCGCUUUCAAAGCCUAUUGCUAUUAGAGAAACUGUUAGCGAACAGCAUGGAUCCUGAUCAGACUGCGCGGUUGCGCAGGCUGGUCAUGAUCCAUGCUGGUCGCAAAGCCACUAUGUUGGUUUUCCCAUGGCACGGCUCAAUUAUAAUAACAUACAAUCAAUGGAAAUACUAGGCCUUCCGCCUGGAAUAAAAGUUAUUCAUGCAAUGUUUAUUUAAAAUAUCCAAACUUUUUUUAAAAGAAGCUACGAUUCACAUACAAAACAUUUCAUCAGCUAUGUGGAAUCAUCAUAUCGACUGAACUAACCAUGCACAACUGAAAACCAUUGAAAUAUUAUUUAGUAUAUUAUGCUGGUAUUGAAAAACAGAUUGUCUGACUGAUAAGCUUCAUGUCUGCAACUGUUUUACAAUCAGUUUCUGUAUCGCCAAGGCAACCGUAUUUUCUACACCUAAUAAGACUAGCAAGAGUUGUCGAAGAACAGCAACGCUCGACUGUUCAACUGCUUUUUUCAACUGAAUGAGUAUCAAAGUCGGAAAAGGGACAUUAUUUUGUAAAAAAAAAUCAGAGUUAUGGAGCCGGUACAAUGCAUGUCAGGUCAUCACAGUGGACAAAUGUUUGAAGUUUUGAUCGAUUCCCGUUAGUAGUUACUGAGAUACAAACCUACAUUAAAAACUUAACCAAAAUUGCUAAGUCGAAAAAGGGGUAUAACUUUGCAAAAAAAAAGCAAAA
Messenger RNA from Mercenaria mercenaria, 2403 nucleotides. RefSeq lists its product as uncharacterized. The transcript has 6 exons. Gene Ontology annotation, cellular component: membrane. The coding region runs from base 103 to 1008 and encodes 301 amino acids. The record is from RefSeq and is a predicted model, not a curated record. NCBI's taxonomy places the organism in Eukaryota, Metazoa, Mollusca, Bivalvia, Venerida, Veneridae.